AUGUCGCCCCUAUCUCUGACAGACUUCAUAUCAAGCCUUGAAACACUCUGUGCAGGAAUCGUUGCUCCUGCUGGAUCCAUCGGCGUAACUCGACCCGUUAUCGAAGACCAGAUUCAGAGGCACGCCCUAGUCACCAACCGUCUCAGAAGACAGCUGAACGCUCAGUUUGUACCGAUCAAUAAACUUCCACCGGAGAUCCUUACGGAAAUUCUCCUUGCGUAUGUCGAGGAGUUCAAAUUGUCCUUUGACGAGCGAAUGUCCAGUAAAUAUUGGAAGUGGACAGCAGCGCUCUCAGUAUGCUCGUAUUGGCGAGAAGUAGCCCUCAGCAGUCCCCGCCUCUGGAGCUUCGUGGCGGUCACGUGCAACGGUGAAUGGAUGUCGCAGGUCCUGCAAAGGGCUAAAAGCACACCUCUGAUCGUUGUCGGACGGCUGGACGGCGUAACAAGCUUCAAGGACUAUGAAGCCUUAGAGCUUGUCAUGCAACAACUACCACAUAUACGUUCCCUACACCUUCAUACCGAAGGCCAUAUCCUGGAGGAUAUACUCGCGAAAACGGGUCGAUCUGGGAAUAGGUUAAGAAGCCUGUGCAUCGCUGCCAAUUCGCUCAGCAAUGUCUAUCGGCCGACACCACCACCCAGCCUCCUUAUCAGCGGGCAAUUCGAGUGCUUGGAGCGCCUCGAGAUUAAGGAGGUCCCUUUACCACGGAAGGUGACCAGCUCCCUUGCGUCGCUCAAGCAUCUUAAGGUUACCCAGGCUCGAGAUGCCCGAUUAUCACCUCUCUCAGACGUGCUCUCAGUAUUAGAGCAGCUGCCUCUUUUACAGACAUUAGAGCUUAACGCCUACCUGUGGCUGACGGAACACGACCACGCAGCAACGAUCUCCAGCCCGUGGGAGGUGACGCUGCCCAAGCUCAGGACGAUAUCCCUGACAGCGAGAACGAAAGAUUGCGUCGCCCUUCUGGGGUGCUUAUCCCUUUCCCAAGGCGUCGUCUACUCACUCCGCUGCAUGGGAAUGGAUCAGUGGGAAGAGCUCGCAAAAACACUUACAUCGAAGCUUUCUGGAAAGCAGAUACUAGCCUUCUCCGUCAAGUCCGGACUCAAGGACUCCCUAGAAAGCCAGUCAACUACACGGAUAUGUGGAUCAUUCACCGACUCACUAGGCUCUCCCGACACUGGUGCAGAACCCGAGCAGUUCGCGUUCAAGGUCACCGUCGAUACACCGUUUCGUCAGGAGAUCACGAACCUCGUAGCAACAUUCUGUGCACAGAUGCCACUCUCGGCCGUCAAACAGCUGGAAGUAUCAUCGCUUGAGCUAUCGUCGAAUAUGUGGUGCUUAGCCUUCGGGCAGAUCACCUCCUUGGACAAGCUUGUCGUGUCCGGGCCGGCUUUCAAGGAUCUCUCGCCGGCGCUGCGUACGGCUGACAGCCAUCACGGAACAGCUGUAGACGGGCGGAAGCACUUCUUCUUGCACGACAUAGCCACCCUCCAUUUGCACAACGCUCGUUUCGCUGAUCUUCGGGACCAUCAGGAUCCGGAAGAAUCCCUUAUGGGCUUCUACGCAGAGGAUCUGGAGAUGUCGCUCAAGGAGCGACAAGAGCACGAUUCGAAUAUCGAGCGUCUCGUGCUUACGCAAACUAUCAAUCUAUGGGAUGACGAUUUCCAUGCGCUCGAGGCUCUUGUGGGAAAUGCAAUGUGGCAGGGCACCAACGAUGACGAACCCAUCGAAGAUAACCUUUGGGCUGGGUUUGACGGAGGGGAAACGGACGAAGAAGAUGAGGAACACGAAAAUCUCAUAGAUGAGAAUGAGCACAUCAUGCCUCUCCUCCCCUUCGAGGACGAAAUUGAGGACGGGAUUUUUGAUGGCCCAGAUGCCAACGAUGCCAUCCUUUUCGGAAUCGGUUGGCCGUGA
Postia placenta MAD-698-R-SB12 is the source of this 1908-nucleotide messenger RNA. RefSeq lists its product as hypothetical. Bases 1 to 1908 code for a protein of 635 amino acids. The record is from RefSeq and is a predicted model, not a curated record. NCBI's taxonomy places the organism in Eukaryota, Fungi, Basidiomycota, Agaricomycetes, Polyporales, Adustoporiaceae. The transcript has 2 exons.